AUGCUGUUCCUACACCGCCCUGCCCUCUCCCGCCCGCAGGAGGAGCAGACGGACGUGGACGCGGGCGAGCGGGCGGGCGGCGGGGCGGGCGAGGGGCGCGGGGGGCGGCGUCCCCCCCUGCAGAACGGCAGCGUGGCCACGUCGCGCAAGAACAGCGUGGGCUCCUCGUCGCGCAACGGCGGGCUCCUGGUGCGCCACGGCAGCGGCUCCCCGAACGGCGGCGUCCGCGCCCACAACGGCGGCCUCCCGCAACACGGCGCCGACGCCCCCGCCACGCCCGCGACCGGCAGCCCCCUCCCGCAGAACGGACGCGUCCCCGCCCACGGGGGAAGGCCCCCACGCCCAACCCGCCCACCAACCCCGAGGUCUGCUCUCUCGCCUCCAGCACCUACGACGUGCAGCCGCCCAUGCACCAGCAGCAGCAGCAACAACAACAACAAACAGCAGCCGCAGCGUAGGAACUCGGGGUCGUCCUCGUACCCGGCCGACGACCAGAUCUCGCUGGCGUCGUACCACAGCAACCACUCCCGCACCUACUCCCAGGGCUACGUCCGUCCACUCCCGCCCGCCGGAUGCCCGCACCACCCGCCCCGCCCGCAGCCCCAGUACCACGCCCACCCGUACCAGCAGGGCCAGGUGGAGCAGCAGCAGGCGAUGCAGAGCUCCUCGCCCUAUUCCAGCCUCAACCCUCCACGCUCUACAGCCUCAGCGCCGACUACUACGACGCGCGCUGCAGCCAGGCGCCCUUCUCGCCAGUUCCCACGCCUCGCUAACGCCUCCCUCCCGCAGGUCCCCCGAUGGGCUACGCGACGCUGGGGCCGCGCAGCCGCCGCACGUCGCCCUCGCAGUUCGCGACGCUGCAGCGCCCGCCCCUCGCGCUCGCUGUCGCAGUCGAGCGCCCACUCGCAGCCGCUGCCGCCGCAGCCGCCGCCCGCAGGCUGCCAGGCGCAGUGCUGCCAGGGGGCGCGGCUCCUCCACGACGGCGAGUGCGAUCGCCACGGCCUCUGCCGCAGCGCCUCCGAGGACGGCCGCGACGCGCAGCCGCGCCGCAGCAGCUUCCACGGCCCCGUCAGGCGCGAGUCGCCGCUCCACUACGACGCGGCGGCGCUGCACCCGCUCGCGCGCCCCGUGCCCGCGCCCGCGCUCGCCCCGCAGCACGCCCGCCCCGCCCUCCACCAGGACAACGGCUUCAGCGGCGCCAAGCACCUCCAGCAGGAGGCGCAGCGGCCCGCGGGCGCCGCCACCAACCCGCCGUCGCGGUGCCCGAGCCGCUCCGCCAGCUGCUCGUCGCACACCAACCUGAACGCCGACGCGACCUCCGCCGACGACGCCCAGCCGCCCUCCUCGCGGGGCAGCCCCGCCCACAGAGACGCCCACUCCGCGGCGCCCGAGGCCAGGGAGGCGACCGGCGCGGGCGUGAGUCGCCCUCGCUUCCCGCACGACUACGUGCGCCAGGGCUCGAGUAAGGUCAAGUCGUCGGGGCGGCGCGAGGGCGGCGGCACGGGCGGGGGCGAGCGGAAGCAGCGACGCCCUCGCCCGCCCUCGCCGAAGCGCCGCAGGUCGCGAGUGGGCGGCGGAGGUGGGACGAGAGUCGCCCGGCGCGCCCUCGCCCCCGACGUCUACCUCUCUUCGCCGCCAAGACAAGCAGCCGAGAGUCACUCAGACCCCUCAGACUCCCUCAUCCUCCGGCCGCAGCGGACCCCCUCGCAGCGCCCACACGCGACAGCUUCCCGCCAACACCCGUGUCCGCAGCGGCCGCCUCUCCCGCCACGACCGCCGGACGACACGAAGAACCGAACUGAGCGAACUGAUCAAAAACCUUACCUCAAAGUCACCCCAACUUCCUUGCCUUGCCGAGGGCGAAGCAGCGGCGGUAGUCUCACUUGUCCCUUACUUCGGAAGCCUUUGCCCAUACGCGCCUUCGGACAUGAGGAAACCCUUGUAAAUAUUCCGACAAUCCUUCCCCGGGGAGAUGACCGCGAAGCCUCAAGCACACAGGGCUGGGAACGGAAGCCCGAGACCCUGGAAGCCUUAAAGCCUGGAAACCUCAAAGCCUGGAAGCUUCAAAGCCUGGAAGGAGCCUGGCGUCCCUCGCACCCUAAGCGACGGGGGAAGAAACCGAUAAUCUAUUUGAGAGUCGAGUCACAAUUGAAUUUGAGCGGCGACGGGGCCCGGCGGGCACUCGCACCUCCGCGCCCAAGAGCCAGAGACGCUGCAUGUGGCACCGUCUGGCACCUCUCCGCCGGCACUGACGAGGCGCCGCGAAGUGCCAAGCGCCGCGCCCAACCAACGAGCAGGAGAGAGCCACGACAGAAGGGCUGUUGA
This is a messenger RNA of Penaeus vannamei (Pacific white shrimp), 2325 nucleotides long. Lineage: Eukaryota; Metazoa; Arthropoda; Malacostraca; Decapoda; Penaeidae. The record is from RefSeq and is a predicted model, not a curated record.